CCUAAAAAGAAAUCACAAAAAAAUCGCUGGCUUCUUUUCUUCUUUAUUUUUUUCGCGCACUAAAGGUAAAAACUGGAAAGCUUAAAAGUUGUGGUUCCCUCUAUUUCUUCGAUUUCUCUCUCCUGGUUUCUUCGAUUUCUUCCUCUUUUUUUUUCUUUUUUCUCCUUUGUCGCUAUCUCCUUUAUUCUCGUUCCUGAACUCCCCCUUUCUAUGAUCCUGGAUAUUGCAAAAUCCAAAGGAAAACCCUUUUGUUGCUUUGUAAAAUCGAAGGGAAGAUAAGUCGAAACAUAUCUCUUUCUUUGAUUGAAGGUACGAAUUAAAUCCUUUUUCAAAAUAUUUUUUAGCCUCUGUUUUUUGUAUUCAUUUUGCGAGUUUUUCUUAAAUAUAUUGUAUUCAUUUUGGGAAUCUUUCUUGUUAAUAAGAAAAUGAAAAAAGGUGAAUUGCUCAAAGAUGUUUCAAUGAGAUUUGUGUUUGAAUUCUUUUGUUUCAUAGGAUUAAAUCAUAGACGUAUUGAUUGUAUCUAAUUGAUGUCUAUAAGAAGCUUUGGCACCUUUAACAUAAGGCUUGGUAUUGAGUUUAGUUUAUGCUCUCCACCAUUAUUUUUGCCAUGUUCUACAUAUAUUACAAGUUUAUACCUACUUGAAUUUAUGGGGAAAAAGUUAUAUACAACAAUUUGAAAAAAAAAAAAAAAAAAAAUUAUUGAACUUCCACUAGUAAGUAUGCUAUUCUUUGUUUUUAAGGAAAAAAAAAAAAAUUUAAUUCCCUUUUUAUAGUUUUUGGACUUUCAAUAUUUACAUAUUAACGUUUUAAUUUUAUUUUUAUUCGUUUCACUCUCAACUUACUUUGUCAUUUGACAGAUAGAAGAUGUCUUGCAAUGAGGAAAGUGGUAAUAAUGUGAAUGAACAAGAUUUGAAAAUUUCAUUAGUUGAGGAUGAAGUAGAAAAUCCCAAGGUAGGUAUGAUCUUUGAGUCUGAGGAAGAAGUUCGUAAUUACUACAUAAAUUAUGCGAAACAUUUGGGUUUUGGUGUCUCAAAAAUAAGUACAAAAAAUAGAAGUGAUGGAAAGUCAAGUUACUUUUCACUUGCCUGUGCUAGAUAUGGCAAAGCAAUAUCAAAGGCAAAAAACUCUUUUCAUCCAAGGCCUUCAACCAAGACAAAUUGUAAGGCUAAAAUCAAUGUUACAACUAAAGAUGAUGGAAGGUUCAUUAUCCCUCGUGUCUGUCUUGAUCAUAAUCAUGUACUAAGUCCGGGAAAGGUUCAACACUUUAGAUGUAACAAAGUAAUAGAUUCACAUGUCAGAAAAAGAUUGGAAUUGAAUGAUUUAGCCGGUAUAACACUAAAUAAAUACUAUCAUUCACUUGUUGUUGAAGCUGGUGGGUAUGAAUAUUUACCAUUUGGUGAGAGAGAAUGCAGAAACUACAUUGCAAAAGCAAGACAGUUAAGGCUUGGCAUUGGAGAUGCUGAAGCCCUUCGUAAUUAUUUUUAUCGCAUGCAAAAUAGGAAUCCAAAUUUUUUUUACAUGAUUGAUAUGGAUGAAGAAGGACGUUUAAGGAAUGUUUUCUGGGCUGAUGCUAGAUGUAGGGCUGCAUAUGAGUCUUUCGGGGAUGUUAUCACAUUUGACACUACUUACUUGACAAAUAAAUAUGACAUACCUUUUGCUCCGUUUGUUGGGGUGAAUCAUCAUGGGCAAUCUGUGUUGUUUAGUUGUGGCUUGCUAUCUAAUGAAGAUAUUGAAACUUAUAUUUGGUUGUUUGAGUCAUGGUUGACGUGUAUGUUAAGGCGUGCUCUAAAAGCUAUUAUCACAUACCAGUGCAAAGCUAUUCAAGCAGCAGUUAGAAAGGUGUUUCCAGAGUCUUGUUAUCGAUUAUGCGUCUGGCAUAUAAUGCAAAAGCUUCAUAUGAAGUUAGGUGGACUUGGCCAAUAUAAAGCAAUCAAGUGGAGCUUACAAAAUACUGUGUAUGAAUCUCUGACAUAUGAUGAGUUUGAAAGAAAAUGGAUGGAAUUGAUUAAAGAGUAUAAUCUUGAGAACAAUGAAUGGUUGAAUUCAUUAUAUAAAGAUCGUCAUCGUUGGGUUCCCGUAUAUGUGAAAUGCUCUUUUUGGGCUGGAAUGUCAACUAUCCAACGAAGUGAAAGUAUGAACGCAUUCUUUGAUGGGUAUGUUCACUUAAAAACUACCUUGAAGCAAUUUGUUGAACAGUAUGAUAGUGCCUUAAAAAGUAAAAUUGAAAAAGAAAACAAAGCAGAUUUUUCUUCCUUCACUUCUACCAUUCCAAAGAUAACUCUUUUCUCCAUUGAGAAACAAUUCCAGGAUGUUUACAUCCACAAUAUAUUCAAAGAUUUUCAAGAGCAGAUGAGGGGAUUGAUGUACUGUAACACAUCUAUUAUUAAGAGAGAAGGGUCAGUUUCUACUUUUGAAGUCAAAGAUCAUAAAGCUGGAAAAGAUGGCGGAUUUUUGAAAGAGGUAACUUGUGAGGUUUUCUACAAUGCAGCUGAAGGUGAACUGAGAUGUUUGUGCCAUUUGUUUGAGUUUAAAGGGAUUUUAUGUAGCCAUAUAAUCUCUGUGAUGAUACAAGAAAAGGUAAAUGAGGUUCCAUCUAAUUAUAUACUAGACCGUUGGCGGAAGGACAUUAAGCGUGGGUAUACUUUUGUGAAAAAUAUCUAUGAUGAUUUUAGUAAUAGUGAACAAAGGCUGCAAAAAAAUAAUUUGAUUCCAUUGUUAUACGAAUUGCAAGAGUUUGGAGCAGAGUCAGGUGAAAAAUAUGAGCUUCUAGGAGAUAAAGGAAAAACUCACCACCAUUGACUCAGAUUGCCAAAAUGGUCAAAUAGGUGAGUCUAGCAGUAUGUUUCAUGAACUACCAGAUUGCAGAAAGAAAUUGCUUACUCCAUUAAAAGCACAAACUAAAGGUCGCCCACCUUCAAAGAGGAAGGUAUCUAUUGUUGAGAAACUAGUUGAAAAACGAAAGAAGGUCGCUCGAGGAAAGCCAAAAGAUCAACCUGAUCAAAGCAAGUCACAAGUACCAAGAAGAAGAAAGGUAGUAAUUUAAAUUUACAAAAGUAACUGAAAAGAAAUCUAAAGUUCCAAGUGCAAACUUUGUAUUUUAUUUGUAGUUGUCUAUCUUUUGUAUUGCAGCUGUUUGCUAUAGUUUUCUUUUGUUGGUCUGUACUCUUUUAAGUGUAGGUUUUGUCAUUUGGUUUUGGUUGUUAUUUGGCAUUUGCUUGCUGGUUUCCACUAGGGCAAUGCCAUAUUGAUGAGCAACAACAAUG
Molecule: messenger RNA, 3263 nt
Organism: Cornus florida
Lineage: Eukaryota; Viridiplantae; Streptophyta; Magnoliopsida; Cornales; Cornaceae
Product: protein FAR-RED IMPAIRED RESPONSE 1-like
Exons: 2
Coding region: 865-2799 (644 amino acids)
Biological process (GO): regulation of DNA-templated transcription
Molecular function (GO): zinc ion binding
Source: RefSeq, a predicted model, not a curated record